Molecule: messenger RNA, 2474 nt
Organism: Cuscuta campestris
Lineage: Eukaryota; Viridiplantae; Streptophyta; Magnoliopsida; Solanales; Convolvulaceae
Source: the annotation of a GenBank genome assembly
UACAAUGUGUUCUUUAAUAUGAAUUCUAAUCAUGUUCUCUCUAGAUAGUAUUGUAGGGUUUGCAGGAAGGGCUUUAUGUGUGAGGGAGCUCUAGGUGGCCACAUGAGAGCUCAUGGCAUUGUUGGAGAUGAGAGUGCAUACACGGAGGACGGAGACGACGAUGACGACAACGAGAUAACAGACAACAAGAGGACGACGAUGUACGCGUUGAGGGCAAACCCUAACCAUGGGUCGAAAAAGAGCGCGAUUAGAAUCUGCGAGCAUUGUGGAUGCGAAUUCUUUUGCUGGAAGUCUUUCCUGGAGCACGGGGAAUGCACCCAGAGAGAACGUUAUGGAAGCUUGUCGAAGCGGAAGAGGUCAACGAAAAAAAGAGUGGGUGAUAAUGAGGAAGAAAAAGACGACAUCAUUUUUGCGAGAUGGUUGGUGGAUUUGGCAAAUAAUAGGGUGGAGGAGUCGCCUUUUUCAUCGUCAUCAUGCGCUUCCACUAGUAAGGAGGAGGAGGAGGAAGAGUUCACGGUGGAGACUCCUCGCCUUCGCGGGGAUGGUUUGGUCGUCGUUCCCAAUAAAAACAAGGUGUUUUCUAAGAAGACAAUUUUUGAGUGCAAAACAUGCAACAAAGUGUUCACAUCUCAUCAAGCUUUAGGUGGGCAUAGGGCUAGUCACAAGAAGGUUAAAGGAUGCUAUGCAACCAAAAAAGAAGAAAUUAUUAUGGACAACAACAACAGCCGCAAUAAGAGUGUCAAUUAUAUUAGAGGACACGAGUGUUCUAUAUGUCACAAAGUUUUCCCAACAGGACAAGCCCUUGGAGGGCACAAAAGGUGCCAUUGGAUCACACCCAAUCAUCAUCAUCAUCACAGGAAUCAUCAAACCAUGUUUACGAACCGACUCGUGGAUCAUCAUCGUUUAGACGACACCAUUGAUCUCAACCGAGCUCCUGCAGCUGCGCAAGUUGACGACAAUUCUUAUUAUUAUGGGCAUGCAAAUGAUGUUUCUACAGAGAUUCAUCUGCAACAUUGGCAAUUUGUGAAUAAUAAGAGUGUUGAUGAAGAGAAGAAGAAGAAGGAUCCGGUGUCCUCCAUUAAUGGUGAUGGUGAAACAGAAAAGGAGUUGAAGAAGUUUGCAGAGAUGAGUGGACAAAAUGAUGAAAUGGGUAACUCUAACGAUGAUGUGUUGCACAAGUGGUUACAGGCCUCAGGGGGGAUUCAACUGAUUACUAGGGCCGAAGGAGACUGCUUUGAUGCUGCAGAAACCCAAGAGGAAUCCCACUUGGCCUCAAUUUCAUCAGCAAGGAAGAAAUCAAGUCAAUUGACUAAAAGGGUAGUCUUUGGUCUAGGCAUUGGGGGUACUGCUGGAGGUGUGGUAUUAGCUGGAGGAUGGGUUUUUACACUGGCCCUUUCUGCUGCUGUGUUUGUGGGCGCUAGAGAGUACUUUGAAUUGGUUAGAAGUCACGACAAUGCCGCUGGAAUGACCCCACUGUCCCUAAAUGUGUCGCGGCUUGUCUCUGUGAUGUGCGCCCUUAUGCCAGCACUUACUUUAUACUUGGGACAAACUGAUGUUUCAGUUAUUUCUGCAGCCUUUGUUGUUUCUGUGACAUUGCUUUUGCAAAGGGAAAUCCCUCAUUUCCACCAGCUUACUAGUGCCAUAUUUGGGCUAUUCUAUUGUGGCUAUCUUCCUUGUUUCUGGGUUAAGUUGAGAUGCAGUUUAGCAGUCCCAGCCCUAAACACACGAAUAGCAGAAGCCUGGCCAGCCAUAUUCGGAGGACGAACUCUGUGGACGGUGGGUCUAGUGGCGUCCUUGAUCUCUUUCAGCAGUAUCAUUGCAGCCGACACAUUCGCGUUUUUUGGCGGGAAGGCUUUCGGUAGGACACGACUUACAGAAAUCAGCCCAAAGAAGACUUGGGAGGGGGCAUUAGCAGGGCUGGCUGGCUGUGUAGCCACCACUGUACUUUUGUCAAAGUUACUAUGCUGGCCCAACUCUAUGCUUAGUGGUGUGGCUUUUGGGGUUGUGAACUUUCUUGGAUCAAUUUUCGGCGACCUUACAGAGUCCAUGAUCAAACGCGAUGCUUGUGUAAAAGACUCGGGAUCCCUCAUUCCGGGACACGGUGGAAUACUGGACAGAGUGGACAGCUAUAUAUUCACGGGUGGCCUCGUUUACUCGUUCGUGAAAAUAUGUUUGUCAACCUAUGGUGUUUGAACACAGGGUCAUGCUACACUCAGAGCACAAAUGACACCAAAGUUGACACUGCAAGUGUUUAACGUAAAAUGGUAACAAUGACAUCUCUAAAGUUAUUAAUGUACCAUUUUCUUUUAUCAAAUAAUACUAUUUGCUCUAAAGUUUAGAUACUCCGUAUAUAAGUGCAUAAUUCUUUCAUUAAUGCUUGUAAAAAACGAUAAAUGAAUCAAACCCAAGCUUUUUAGAGACAGUGCUUUUUUGGAAGUGAUAAGAGAAGAACUUAAAAAAGGAUUGGGAAAUUA